CGUCGGGGGCGUGCACGCCGGCGCAGCCUCAGUUCAGAUCUAAGCUCAACGUUGAUAGGACACGAGGGGCCUGCACCGCUCGACUCUGGCCCCCAGGUUGAGCGAAAGAAGAGAAGAUCUUUUAGCGAAGACAAUUUUCUGCAACGAGCGACGACAAUGUGAUCGAAGGAAGAUCAGCGACAAGCUUGGAUUAAAGGGGAACGCGCGAGCCAACGCUGUAAUUUACCGAAGAGAUAUCGAGACGUAGCGGAAGUCGCCGAGGAGAUUCAAUCCGAAGAAGGACGUACCAGCGGCGGCUCUCGAGAAAUCGCUAGACAAACCGAACGCUUUCCCAAAAAGAAUCUCGAAGCGACCACAAACCACCGAAAAACGCUCGGCCGCACGGAACAAAGAGAGAAAAAAACACCAAAUCCCAGGCGCCGGCUCUAAUCAACGAACAAAAGCGGCGGAAAGUCUCCAGCGAGAGAGCAAAAAAAAGGACAUCCUGUGGGAAUCGAAACAAGCGCGGUGUAUAGCUACACGCGUCGCGCAACCGAGCAGCAGGAAUGGGGAUAAACCGUUGGGCGAGAACGAGAUCGGAUCGGCAGCUCGGGCUCGUCCAGGAGAAAUAGAGCCUUGAUGUGUGGACGCGCGGUGCGCUUUAUCGGCACCGCGUGACGAAGUCGCCAGGAGACGCCGCUGACAGUUCAGUAGGCUUCACAUCAAAUGGAACAAAACAGCGCGAGUCCGAGCCGUUUCUAGAAUUAACGAAAAUGAGUCCAGAAGAAGUCUCAGCAAAAAAGCCAAAAGCGACCAUUUGACAUUUGAAGCUACGGCAGCCACUGCAAUGGUGUGAAAAUGUGGUUCAGGCUUGUGACAGUGACGAUCCUGCUCGCCGUGGCGAACAGGGGAUAUGGAAGGCCAAGGGAUCCAGACCCGUUGGACAGCUCGCAGGGAGCACAGCUACAAGGAGCGGCGGCCUUGGCGAGCAGAAGCGGAAGCAGCCCCGAUAGCAGGUAUAUGACGAUGACGUCGAGGCAACGGCGAACGGCAGCUUCGAGCUCGCCCACGUCCUCCAGUCGCAGACGCGAUAUCAGUAUUACUAGCGUUAAGUUAGGUAGUAGUGCCGGCUGGCAGCCUCGAGCUGCGGCUGUGUUUCCCAGCUUGAGCUUCGACACGACCAGGAAGAAUUAUCUGCCUCUAGGUGCCCUGUCGCCAGCUGUUGAGUCGAAGCCCAGGGUCAGAGGUAAUCGCCGGUCGAUCGGUAAAAGCGUGACUACCUAUCAGAAUCCUAUGGCGAUUCCCUUCAUUCCUUCCCCGCAGAUUUCUACACCUAUCCCUAUUCCCGUUUCGGUUACUCGGAGAAAUGAUGAUAAUAAAGUCGUACGAAAGAUCGUUGCUAACCAACUCUCCACACCCAAGCCUAUCCCUGUGUUCAUGUCCCGGAGCUUCGACUCGGAAGCUUGUGGCGAGCGAAAGAUAGCGUCCAGGACUCUGGUGAAGAUCUUGCCGCAAAAGCUCAAGCCGGGAUACAACUUUCGUAGGAACUCGACUCUUUACAAGCGUAGACCAGAGAUCUCAGGUGUCCAGUUGAAGAACUGGCCAAACGAGGCCUUGCAGAAUGUUCAGGAUCUGUUGAACUAUGAAAAGUACACGUCCUUCAUGGACGAAGAUAUAGAGGACAAAAAUAGGGUAACGUUGAUCGAGAAGUCCAAGAUACCGAUGAAUAGUCGUGAGCCAUCGAAUAAGAGUCCGGAGAUUCAACCACCGGUACGCUGGUCGAAGAUCCCGAUUGUGGAGGCGGAGCCGUCGUCGAACCCUAAUGAUCGUAUUGAUGUGGACUCGACGAUGGAGAUCGACAGUCUCUUGGACGAUUUGGGAAAGGACAGGAUAGUGCCGAUACCACACACAUCGUCCAAAGUGUCUCAAAAUACUGUUGUCCACAUACUUAACGCUGGGUCGAAAAAACCCAACGUGACAGUGGUGGAACAACCGAUGAGCGUUAAAACCGCGAGUAAAGUUAACAAGACAAAAACAGCGAGCACAAGACCACCCCAGAAUGUUCAUAUUAUGUUCAUGGUUGACAAAGAUGAGUCGCAGGCUGGUAACCAGACGGUAGCUGAUCAGAUACCACCAACAGAAAUUCUAGGUACCGAUUCAGAUUGUCCUACCAUAAUGAUCAAUUCGAUAACGCAGAUUAAUAACACGAUUGAGAGCAAGGAGGGGUGCACAGAUUUGAACAUUGUCAUCAACUCACACGUUCUGAAUACCAACAUAUUCAAACCUACUGGUCAAACGAUCCCAGCAGGUAUCGCUACUCCAGGGGUGAAAGAUCCUUACGGCAGUAGUCCUGGAACUCCACCGAGUAAUUAUCCGAGUUACUCGCCACCUAACAAUUACUAUCAAAACAAUAACAAUUAUUAUGACGGCGGUAAGGAUCCUGCGGGACAGGUCCAAUCUGACGAUGUCGGAAGUUCGGGAUUGAACGAACCUCAAAUUUCUACUUUUGAAGUUUUCCAAGGCACCCACAUCAAUGUAGGAGGUAGCAGUCAACCAGCCCAAAAUGUACCAGCUGAUGAAGACUCCCCUGGUUCUGAUGAUUCGAUGGGCAAUGAUGCCGAUGGCUCACCUCUGUCUGACCCUGACGAGGGCACUAACGAUGUUACCGGCACUGGUCCAGAAACAAGUAACCCUAGCGAUGACGUUACGUCAGACAGUGGCACCAGUGCAGCUGGAGAAGAAGCUCCACAGGCUGCGGCAUCUGAAGCAAGUACCGAGGUUGGACAGGCCUCAAAUCCAAUAUCAUCGGACAUUGUUACUGGCCAAGCGAAUGGAGCUUCACCGGUAAAUCUACCCAGUCUUCCUAGCGCACCUAAUCUACCUGGCGCAAGUCAGUUGACGAAUCUACCUGGAUCAACCGGUGGGGCAGCUGACGAUGACGACGAGGACGAUUUAAUCGAGGCUUUGUCCCCUGUUAAUCUAUUGGAUUCUAUAUCCUCUGUAUUCAACUACUUCAAUCCUCUGAAUCCCAUUAACUACGGAAUUUUCGGCAUGGCAGUCGCACCAUUUGUCGCCUUUGCUGCUGGAGUCGUGGGUGUUGCAGCGUUUCUUUUCCCUUGGGCGUUUCCGGGAAGUUUGAAUUUUGCUCGUGGUUGGGAUGACUCCAGCAAGGUAAGGAUAAGAUUCAAUCCAAGCCUGAGGGACGUCGUGCACAGCUCGAUUCACAAGCAAGAACGGCCCCGCGAGUUGAAGAACAUCCAGAAUAUGGACCAAUCGCUGCGCACCGUUGCGACUCAAUUACUGAAUGCUACAGCGAAACGUGACGACAUGGUCAGAAUACCUGAAGAAAAAAUCGUUACCAUUGAAACUCCCAUGCAAGUCGUCCAUAUUUCCACUCGGGUUGAAGACACCGCCGCUGAAAAUAAUCAAAACAAAGAGGACGAAUCCAGUCAUAUGAAAUUCGGUAUUCCUGUAAACUCAAAAUUCGGUCACUUUGAGAUAUCAAAUCCUGGACACGCUAUGGCAUUGACUGAGGAGGAGAUUGAAAGAGAAAUGGCCACAGCGACAACUGGUGCGCCUAAACAACAGCAACCCACUACAGCUAGCAUGCUGUCUACUUGGAUACAGCUGUAUCCACCCGCGACUACGACUGAAGGUAAUAACGCACCUGAAGGCGCAGCUGAUAUCCAGAGCAAUCAGAUACACUCCACGACAAGUACAAAACUGCCGUCUACUAAUUUUAAACAAACGUCAGCGAAUGCAAAGCCUAACCGAAAGACUGAAUACAAGCCUAGUACAUCGCCUGUUGAAAAGACUACUGAGCCAUCGAUUUUAACCACGAAAAUUGUUAAAAACGCAAGUACAGCUGGUAGCACUAAUUUUGUCAAAGUAAGUACAACUUCAUCACCAACUUCAAUCGAAAAUGACGUCGAGGUAACGGAGUCGAUUGAAAAGAAACCACAGAAUCAGCGCACAACAUCAUCGACUUCCGCAACUUCUAAAUCUCCCACUAAGAGACCUCCUACGAAGAGUAGCACUACGCCAAAACCAAAAGUUACUACUCCGAAGAAUCCCACAAAUAAACCUCAAAAGGGUAACAAUAAUGCUAAUAGGCUCAAACCUUUCUCAACCAGAAGGCCUCCAGUUAGCAAAAAUGAAACCGUCACAAGCAUAUCCAAAAUUGAAAAAGUAACUCUCAAACCAGCUACGUCCUCUACUCCGAAUCGUACUGAGAACACAGAUAGACCGUUGUUUGUCACCAAGAUCAAGGCAUCGGUUCUAACAGAUACUCAGAAGUCCACAACAGCCAGUCCUACUAUGAAACCGAUCCAGACUAUAUCGUCAAAAACUAACUUUUCUAAUACGGAGUCGUCAAAUACCAAAGUUCCUACUCCUACUCGUGUAAAUAAUGUCCUUAAAGUUCAUACAAAGAAGCCUGCCGAUGACACUACCAAGAUCGAGAUACAACCAAUUCGUGUGAAUCCUCCGGUAUUGACCAUCGAAAAGAUUGGCGAUAUAAACAAUGAUCAUAAAACUGACAUCCAGGAUCCAGAGAUUCCGGAGAACUCUAAAAUUGACCUUAAAUUUGAUUUCGAUCCAAAUGUAGAGGUGAUAUCAACAUCGAUCGAACCGAUAACGUCAUCAACGACGACAAAGAAACCUCGCCCAUCAAACAAACGCAAGAAGAAUAAGAAUCGCCGUCGCAGACCAACAUCCACCACAACUACAACUUUAGCAUCCAUUCCGUCUGAUGAGGAAGCUGAGACCUCGACUGAUGUAGAUAGUUUAGAUCUCUCAUUAAUCGGUAUUCAGGAAUCAAAGAUUGAGCCUGAGUCCAAAGCACCUCCUUCCAAGAAAAAGAAACCGAACCAGAAUACUCAGGUCCAAAAGCCUAUCGGUACGCAGAUUUACAAUUUCUUGAGCCGUGAAGUCAUGCCCAGUGUGGGAGUCAUGUCUCUCGUAGGUUUAGGUCUUGGUCUAGCUUCAUACUUCCUGUAUCCUUUCGGUGGAGUCAUUGCACGCAGAAACUAUGAAGUCGAACCUAAUUACAAGUACAAUCUUGACGAAUAUGGUGGAAACUAUGGUCAGAGCGAGGAAGAAGUACUCUCCAAAGUUUACUCUGGUAUGACCGGUGGUCAGCACCAUGAAACCAAGUACAAUCCGACUGUCGCCAGUGAGAAGAAUCCCAACUACUACAGGUAUACAGGAGUAGAUCAACCACACCAAAAACCCAAACCACAGCCACCCACUAGAUAUCCAACUGUCGCUGCUAAGAAGCAAGGAAAUCGGGUGAUUUACAGACCGGUUGAGACGACAUCCUACGAACAAAUCUACAGAAACAAUGAUGUAGCGUACAAGUACACCGAAGCACCAACCACACCAAACUAUUAUGAACGCCAGCGACAACCGACCGACUUCGUACCGGCGAUGGGUAAAGGGGGAAUCGGUAACAAUCGGCAGUUCGUUGUCGGUAACAUACCGAAGGGAUACUCUAGUGGAGAGGUCGAUAAAAUGCCAGAAGUAGUACCGAUGCAGGAUAAAGUAGACGUCAACCUACGGUAUCAACCAGAUGAGAACGGCUACGUUAACGAAAGCUUACCACCAGCUCCCAUGGCCUCACCUACUCCAGAGCCUUUGGGAUAUCCCGCGGCUUUGAUCUCGAAAGUCGGCGAAGAUCAUCCCGCCGAGGUUUACGAGGAGGUCGAGAUAAACCCUACCGCUUUGGCAGUAGAACAUGGUCCAAGGUCAUUAAGGUCGCUCGAGGAUGAUUCUGAAGUUAAGUCACCGGGAUUGACAUCUGUUCACCGCACGAAAAGAAGCAUUCUGCCAGACAUUGCUGGAUCAUUUAUUCCAUUGCCGAUUCCGAGGUUCAAGUCCUCGAGAACCGAAAGAAGCUCUGUCAUCCAGGUGAUACCGUCGAAGAGCGAGAUUGAGAAGGAACGCAAGCAGGAGGAGCAGGAGGAGGACUUGAGCAAUGAAAUUUUGGAUAUUAUUGACGAAGCUUUACCAGGAAAGGAACAUCACAAGAAGAGGCACGACAUGAAAGAUCAAAUAAUGAAUAAACAACAUGUGAAGAGUGCUGAACCGACGAAGUUUUCAUUAAAGGGAACAACUAGCACCACUACAUCCACGACAGCUAAGACUGCAAGCACUCCUAGUAGCAGCACGACAACUACUAGUACUACGACGACAACUCAGAAGAACGAAAAGCAAGCUCCUUCAACAACAACCACAACGACAACUACGACGACAACGGCGCAGACACCCACAGAACCCGAUUUUGUAGAUCAGGGUGAAACGACACUCGAUUGGCGUGAUGAAAUCAAGACAACAGCUAAACCUAAACCUCAAUCGAACGGAAUUGACAUUUUUGGCAUAGCCAAGAGGAUAGCAGAGGUCAAGCUGAGACUUGGACUGACUAUCCUAAAGCACGCAAGCGAAGGUUUUGCUAAGUACAUCGGACACAUUCAGAAGAGAUUUAACGGAGAGGAGUAGAUCAUGGGAUGUAAAUUUGGCGUCGUUUCAUAUUCGCUAGCGUUUUAUUGGACGAUGAGCGAUUAAAUAAUUUAUUGAUGGAUCGAUUGAUCGAUCAAUCGAUCGGUUGAUGAAUUAAUUUGAUAGAGCUUUGUGAUUACGAUAGUCGUAUAGAUGCUUCGUUGAUUAUACUCAUCGGUUAAAAAGAAAACGAAUUCCAAUAAAUUAGAUUGGCUUCGCACGUGCAUUAUUCGUAUGAAAAAUGAAGUAGUAAAAAUUGUAAAUCGUUAAAAGUUUCUUAAGCACAAAGCUCUAUUGAACGUAAAGCAGUACUUAAAUAAUUGAUUAAUUAAUUAUGAAUCGUGAAUAAUUAAUUAAUUGAUGAUAUUGCGAAUGGAAGCAUUGCAUUUCUCUAAAAAUAACGUAGGCGUAUAAUUAUAUUCUAAUAUAAAGUUAUCAAAGAGAUUACUCUAAGAGCGUUAAGGAUUAAUAAUUAUGUUAUUAAAAGUAUUAUAAAAUCGAUCAAAAGAUAUAAUUGGAUUGCUGAUGCCAGACUGGGGUCGCACCAUGACAAGCUCGAAAAUUCUUCGGGAUAUAGCGUGGGUAAUAGAUUAUAUUUUUCAUAUAUUGGAGUUCAAUCUUCGCACGACUCUGAAUACCACGGUUGAUUGUAUAUUAUCUAAAAUAAGUUUAAGCUAUCGCACAAUACAUUGUUGUCGAUAAAUAGUCAGAAAAAAAUGAUAAAAUUUUGUAUUAUCACGUGACAAUGAUACAUUAAUCUACAUAAUACGUUUUAGAAAACUCAUCCAUGGAUAGACGUAAUUUUCUGAAAGUAAUAAAUUACGAAUACUUCAAUUUCUUUCUCAAAAGAAAUAUUUGCAUAUUUUAAAAUUAAUUAUAACAUUUAUGAUGUAAAUAUAAAAACGACUCAAACUUUCUAGAAAC
Messenger RNA from Nasonia vitripennis (jewel wasp), 7398 nucleotides. Its product is annotated as mucin-like. The transcript is spliced from 6 exons. Bases 838 to 6474 code for a protein of 1878 amino acids. NCBI's taxonomy places the organism in Eukaryota, Metazoa, Arthropoda, Insecta, Hymenoptera, Pteromalidae. The record is from RefSeq and is a predicted model, not a curated record.